Papaver somniferum (opium poppy) is the source of this 1805-nucleotide messenger RNA. Its product is annotated as pentatricopeptide repeat-containing protein At1g77405-like. The transcript is spliced from 2 exons. The record is from RefSeq and is a predicted model, not a curated record. The coding region runs from base 66 to 1526 and encodes 486 amino acids. Gene Ontology annotation, molecular function: protein binding. NCBI's taxonomy places the organism in Eukaryota, Viridiplantae, Streptophyta, Magnoliopsida, Ranunculales, Papaveraceae.
UCUGUCAGUACUGCAUAAAUGAGCAUACAACACUUCCAGGAGUAAAACCUUUCCAGUGAACAAAAAUGGCGAUGAUUUAUUAUUCACUGCUGAGAAAAACAAAAACCUUCAUUUUCUUUCGAUCUCACCAUCAGCUUCAGUUUCAUACUUCUUCAAUAUCCUCAUCUUCUUCUUCCACCCAAACUCAAAAACCCCUAUUCUCAUCACCCUCCACACAGAACCACUCUUCAUCUCUUAUUGUCAACCAAAUCCUCACUGCAAUACUUGAAAACAGAUCAUUCGAUUCAGAACUAUCUUCUUCGUUCCCUAAUCCCCAAUGGACAGUUGGAACUGUGUGUGAAGUUUUAAGAUCAAUACCCAGAUAUUUCUUUCAGAGUUGUGAAUCAAUAGGUAGACAAAAAGGGUUUAGACACAGGACACCUCUGAAGCAGAGAAUCCUUAAACAAGAAUCUGAGCACAUUGAGAAAGGUAUUCAUGUUCUUGGUCCUGGUGCUUAUAGAGAUCCCAUGAAAGUUAAACUAGGUUUAGAUAAAGCAUUAGAGUUUUAUUACUGGGUUGAAACUCAAUUUGGGUUUUCUCAUACUGAAAUUACUUGCAGAGAAAUGAGUAUUGUGUUAGCUAAAGGUAAUAGAUUGAAUGUAUUAUGGGAUUUUUUGAAAGAAAUGGAAAGGAAAAGUAAUGGGUUGCUUGUGACGACUACUACUGUAACUUGUUUGAUAAAAGUUCUAGGAGAAGAAGGUUUAGUUAAUGAGGCGUUAGCGGCUUUCUAUCGAAUGAAACAGUUACAUUGUAGACCUGAUGUUUAUGCUUAUAAUACGAUAAUUGGUGCUCUUUGCCGAGUUGGGAAGUUUAGAAAGGCAAGAUUUUUGUUGGAACAGAUGGAAUUGCCGGGUUUUAGGUGUCCUCCUGAUACUUUUACAUAUACCAUUUUUAUUAGUUUCUAUUGCAAGUAUAGUUUGCAGACUAGUUGUAAGAAAGCAAUUAGGAGACGGCUUUGGGAGGCCAAUCAUAUGUUUCGGCAUAUGAUUUUUAAGGGUUUUACUCCUGAUGUUGUAACUUAUAAUUGUUUGAUUGAUGGUUGUUGUAAAACAUACAGAAUCGAAAGAGCAUUGGAGCUAUUUGAUGAUAUGUUGAAAAAGUGUUGUGUUCCAAAUAGGAUUACUUAUAACUCUUUCAUCAGAUAUUACAGUGCUGUUAAUGAGAUUGACAAGGCUGUUGAAAUGAUGCGUAAAAUGAAGUUGAUGAAUCACGGAAAACCCACUACAAGUUCCUACACACCCAUCAUUCAUGCUCUGUGUGAAGCUGGAAGGGUGUUGGAAGCACGAGAUUUUCUUGUUGAGUUGGUUGAUGGAGGUUCUUUUCCUAGAGAAUAUACAGCAAAAUUAGUUCGUGAUGCCCUGAAAUCAACAGGUGAAACUGUGUUUGAAGAUGAGCUGUGGAGAAAGAUUGAGGAAGGGAUCAAGAUUAGGUAUAACCAAGUGAUGCAGGUGAAACCGAUGAUGAAACAGAUACUACCUUCAGCAUAAGGGGGAUGAGCUAGUUUGUAUACGAGUAUGAGCAAAAUGCCUGUCUACAGAAUAAAACCUUCAAUUCUUAGCUUUGAAGGCAGCAUUUUGUUGUUUUUUCUGAAAGCCACUUCAACUCAAACACAAGUGACUUGUUCUUGAACGCAGGCCAUGCGGAAGGAAACCCAGUCACAUUCUUGGUGCGCAACAAAUGUCCUUUCCCUUUAUGGCCAGCAACUGCCUCAAAUGCAGGGCAUCCAGUGAUAGCUGAUGGUGGUUUCUUUCUUCCCUCAGGACAGG